Messenger RNA from Gryllus bimaculatus (two-spotted cricket), 3908 nucleotides. The record is from the annotation of a GenBank genome assembly. Lineage: Eukaryota; Metazoa; Arthropoda; Insecta; Orthoptera; Gryllidae.
AUGCGUAUUGUUUCAUCGACAGCAUUUUCCCAGAAAUGUGCGCAAAGAAUCAUGAAUUACUUUUCAUUGUGGCGGAAUCUGUAUUGCAUGAUAUCAGGAGCUUAUGUUCUGUUUGUAUUCAUUCGAGCAUUUCUUCCCAUGACUAAUAACAUUGAAACAUCAUCAACUUACAAGGAUAUUCCUUCUCAUAUUGGAAGUGCAAAGAUAAACGUGAGUGAUGUUUAUCAAAACCACAUAGACAGGGUAAUAAUUAUGGUAAUAGAUGCUCUUCGAGUGGACUUUGUUGAUCAUUUGCACAGUAAAAUCAAUAUGCCAUAUGUUCAUUCCAUGUUGGAGAGAAAAGAAGCCUUUAUUGUAGUAGGAAAUGUUCAAACACCAACGGUUACAAUGCCGAGAUUGAAAGUUGAUAAUAAUGUUACACAGCAUUUAGAAAAUGAAUUAGCAGCUAAUGACUGGGAGAUUAUGAUCCUACAUUACUUAGGAUUAGAUCAUAUUGGUCAUCUAGAAGGACCUAAGAGUGCUCAUAUUAAUCCAAAAUUAUUAGAAAUGGAUCUUAUUGUGAAAAAAAUACAUUAUGCAAUGAUAGAAUGGGCUGAAACACUGUCACUGCGAUCCAUAUUAAUAAUUUGUGGGGACCAUGGAAUGAAAGAUUCUGGAGGGCAUGGAGGAGCAACAACUGCUGAGACCACUGUUCCUAUUAUAACGCUUGGUGUGAGACAGCACUCUCCUGCUCAUAGUGGAGUUAGUUCAGUAUCUCAAAUUGAUUUGGUUCCUACUUUAUCAGUAUUAUUGGGAUUGCCCAUUCCUAAGUGUAAUAUUGGAAAAUUGAUACCUCAAUUCUUCCAGAAGUUCUCUAUGAAGAAAAAGUUAUUUGCUUAUUAUUAUAAUGCCAAGCAAGUGACAGAUCAUUUUAAAGAAAUUAAUUCAUAUCAUACUACAGAAGCCUAUUUAAAAUACGAAGAAGCAACUCGAUUGCAUGAAUUAUGGAUAAAAUCUAAUUAUCAAAUAGUCCAUGAUGCAAAGAAAUCAGAAGAACUUUAUCAGUCUUCCUUGGAAGAUAUGAGUGAAAUAUUAGGGAACAUAAGAGUUACCCAAGACGUAUUUUGCCUUUUAAUAGCAAUAUGUAUUAAUCUUCAGAUAUGUGGAAUUCUUCUCUUUCAAAAUACAAACAUCAUAAAUACAUCUUCAGGGAUUUUUCAUAUUUUUAUAUUUAUAUUUACAUUAUCCUUUUUCAAUAUUCUUUAUUGCUUGAGCAGCGAAUCAGAAAGUGCUGUUUGUAAAUUUAAUAUGGGUAAUGCUCUGGGAGUAACAUUACCUAAUAUUGUUUUGAUAUCUAUCAAUAUUUCUAUUAUUACCAAUUCGUGCACCAUUUCAUGGUUUUCACAGUCAUCAAGAAACCAGGCACUGAAAUGGUUUUUGGUUGGAUCAGGAUUACAUCUUAUUAGUUUUUUGUCAUCCAGUUUUAUUGAAGAAGAACAUCAAGUUUGGUAUUUUGGAUGGUUGACAUUUUUAAUGUUUGUCCUAAGCAAGCAGUGCCAAAUAUCAUACCUAAGUGGUAGUUUUAAAAAUAUAAUUAUCUUUUGGAGUUUAAUUUUAAUAAUAUGUCAUAGAAUUCUUCGUAAACUUAAUCAGACAGGUGAUAAAUGGGCUUCUGUUCCUGACAUCAGUGAUUGGUUACAUGAACCACACAAUAUAGGAGCGAUUUCAUUAGUUUUUAUCUUAGGGCUUUUAGGAAAUGGACUUUAUGUGGGUUAUUGCCAAUGGAUUCUCUCAGAUCAGAGCAUCAUUUUGAGAGGGUUGUAUGUGGUUUUAUGUUCCUUGUCUCUCUUCAUGGUUUAUUUGUAUCGAGCUGCUACAGGUGCAGUUCUCACAUUGUUUGAUAGUAGUGUUGAUUUAAAAGGCAUUACUGAAGCAAGACUUUUCUGGUGCUUUUUGUUGCUUAUGACAGUACAAGAGUUUACAUUAACUGUAUCCAGGCAAGAGAAGCUUAAAAUACACUUCAUUGGGUCUCUUAUGAAGUGGUCUCUUUCGUCAUGGAUAUUACUUGUCAGCUUGUUGCAUCGACCUCAUAACGUAUUGUUGCCUGGUGUUCAGGCAUUUGCAAGCAUUUUCUUGAACACUUUAUACAAACAAACAUUUAAAACGAAGUUUGAUACAUGUUGGUUGUCAAUUGCCCACUGUUGGCUGGGCAUGGUGUUCUAUUUCUAUCAGGGAAAUUCAAACAGUGUUGCUACUGUAGAUGUGGCAUCAGGUUAUGUUGGAUUGCAGGAUUACAAUCCAUUUGUGGUGGGAUACUACCUAGUGGUCAAUACUUUUGCAGCACCGGUUUUAUCCCUGCUUCUUCUUGUUAGUCAGUUAGUAUGGGAAGCAAAAAGCCGAGGAAUUCAUUGGUGGGUUAAUGUUACUGGAUCAUAUGGAAACAGCUUUCCAUACCGUGAUAUGUUAUAGACUAUGCACGGUCACUGUCUAUCUAGUGCUGAUGAUGUUCCAAAGACAUCAUUUGUUUGUGUGGUCUGUCUUUUCACCAAAGUUACUUUAUGAAUCAGUGUACACCCUUGUGCAAUUCGUUGUCAUUCUUUUUAUAUAUAGUACAUUUUAUGGUAUACAUAUUUUGUUACCUCCUAUUAAGAUGAACAAACAUCAUGAGUGAGACAUGCCUUUUAAAUGUUACUUUUUCAUUUGUUUUAACAAUUCCAAAGGCUGUUGUUGAUUUGUGAUUUAUUGAAUGUGAAUCUGAUCUGAGAAUUGAAUAUAUUUUAUUACUUUCUGGCCUGUAAAUUGUGAUAAUCUUCACUUCUUAUAAUGAUCUAUUUUCUAAUAUUGAAGGGCAGUACAUGGUAUUUUGUGUGCCGAUUAGUUAUUUAAAGACAAAUUGGAUGAAGUUUAUAUAAGAGGACUCAAGGCAGUAUUUAUACUUCAUUUGGACAAACUGAGCAAAGCGUGAAUACAAAAUGUGACAUCACUCCUCUUGUAGCUUCACAAUCACUUGUCAUAAACUGCUUUAAAUCGUAAAGUACUGGUGUUUUUAUCCCAAAAUUAAUUUUAUGAAUAAUUUAAAUUGCAAUGUCUGUAUCUUAUCUAUUGCUGGGAUUUAUGUUGCUUUAUGUACAUCCCAAAGGCUGAAGAUUCCCAAAUAAAUUGGAAAUACGCUUAACUUCCACAGAAAAUAUUAACAGUGACUUGUGAUAUUUGUUGUACUUGCUUACACAAGUAUACUAGUUCUAUUAUGUUGGGUAUGUCUCCCCACCACACUUCACAUUUCCAAUCCAUGCCAUUGGUACUGUGUCAUAAGAUGAGCAAAAAUGGUGCCUGGGUCCCUAAUUGAACAAUAUCUGAAAAAUGUGUCUUUGUCUUCCUCCCUGAAGUAAUGGGAGUUUUAUUUCAAUCCAUUGACCUUCACUGUGCACCCUACAUUUUGUCAGUACCCUCUCCAUUCUGAAAGUAGUACACUAACACCUGUUACAAAGUUGUAGCAGUUCUGUCACAUUUGGAUGAUACCAACUGAGCAAGAUGAAUGUCAUCAAAAUAAUGAUUUUCCUUGUGUGGUCUUGGAUUUUAAUUGUUUUAAUGAUCACCCUUGAAGUUAAUAAUAAACACAAUUCAUUAUUUAAUGAUAUCAAGGAAAAUUUAUAGUGCCUAAAAUGUUCUAAUUAUUCUGGAGAAGCCAAAAAAUACCUGUUGAAUGUAAUUGAAUUUGAAAAGAAUAAACUAAAAAACAUUCUUGCAUGUAAAUUGAGACUGAAGUUGAAUUUUGUAUUAAAUAAAAAUCCUGGAUUACCCCAGCUGUCCUGUGUAUCAAAAGAGAAAGAGACAAUGAAUGAUUGUCUGUUAUUUCAACAUUUAAACAUGCAAAAGUCACAGUGUUGAAUUAAAAAGACCAUUUGUGGGUGUAAAUAUUCUAAAUGAGG